This is a messenger RNA of Arxiozyma heterogenica, 1110 nucleotides long. RefSeq names its product 3-deoxy-7-phosphoheptulonate synthase ARO4 (gene ARO4). The transcript has a single exon. Gene Ontology annotation, molecular function: 3-deoxy-7-phosphoheptulonate synthase activity. Gene Ontology annotation, cellular component: cytoplasm. Gene Ontology annotation, biological process: aromatic amino acid biosynthetic process. The coding region runs from base 1 to 1110 and encodes 369 amino acids. Lineage: Eukaryota; Fungi; Ascomycota; Saccharomycetes; Saccharomycetales; Saccharomycetaceae. The record is from RefSeq and is a predicted model, not a curated record.
AUGUCCCAUACUCCAAUGUUCGAUGCUAAUGAUAAAGCUACCCCAACUGAAGCUAGUGAAGAUGUCAGAAUUCUUGGUUACGAUCCUUUAGUAUCUCCUGCUCUUUUACAGGCCCAAAUUCCUGCUACCCAGAAAUGUCUUGAGACUGCUAAAAAAGGUAGAAAAGAAGCUAUUGAUAUCAUCACAGGUAAAGACGACAGAAUCUUGGUUAUUGUCGGUCCAUGCUCCAUCCACGAUUUAGAUGCUGCUCAAGAGUACGCCACUAAAUUGAAACAAUUAUCCGACGAAUUAAAAGAUGACCUUUGUAUCAUCAUGAGAGCAUACUUGGAAAAACCAAGAACCACUGUUGGCUGGAAGGGUUUGAUCAACGAUCCUGACGUCAAUAACACCUUCAAUAUCAACAAAGGUUUACAAUCCGCUAGACAGUUGUUCGUUAACUUGACUUCCUUAGGUUUGCCUAUCGGUUCCGAAAUGCUAGACACCAUCUCUCCACAAUAUUUGUCUGAUUUGUUAUCCUUCGGUGCUAUCGGUGCAAGAACCACCGAAUCCCAACUACAUAGAGAAUUAGCCUCUGGUCUUUCCUUCCCAAUUGGGUUCAAGAAUGGUACCGACGGUACUUUAACCGUCGCUAUCGACGCUUGUCAAGCUGCUUCUCACUCCCACCACUUCAUGGGUGUCACAAAACACGGUGUUGCUGCUAUUACCACUACUAAAGGUAACGAACACUGUUUCGUCAUCUUGAGAGGUGGUAAGAAAGGUACCAACUACGAUGCCAAGUCUGUCGCUGAAGCUAAGGCCGCCUUACCAAAGGAUGCCAACGGUUUAAUGAUUGACUACUCCCACGGUAACUCAAACAAGGACUUCAGAAACCAACCAAAGGUUAACGAUGUUGUUUGUGAACAAAUCGCUAACGGUGAAACUGCUAUCACUGGUGUUAUGAUUGAAUCUAACUUGUUUGAAGGUAACCAACCCGUUGUACCAGGUGGUAAAGCUGCUUUGAAAUAUGGUGUUUCUAUUACCGAUGCUUGUAUAAGUUGGGAGACUACCGACUCAGUCUUAAGAAAAUUGGCUGAAGCUGUUAGACAAAGAAGAGCUACUUUGAAGAAAUAA